GAAUACACGUAGCCUAUGUCAUUUGUUAAUGCUAGUACACAAUAAUAUUUUUUUGCCUGUAAUUUGUUGGAGGGUAUCCUAAUAUAUUGACUUAUUCUUACUUACAAUUGUGUCGAUUUUCAUUGAAAACAUUUGACACGACGCACACCUGUAGUCUACAAUGGCCGGAAGUCGCCUACCAUAAGGAGCUGAUAGUGAGCUAGUAUGGUUGGCAGGUGUGGAAUUCGUAACAAAAAUCCAGUCUAGCUUGAUUUUUAGAUUGAGGACUAUAUUAACAGCACCGGUUGUGUUUUUCAUCUGAGAAGAGACUCGUCUGGGAACAGUGAUCAAAUAACACCUUUUUUUGGGGGGGGAAAUAUCGAGCAAAGUAGGAAUUUUAAUCGAUUGUCUCCUCGUUCGAGAACACCUAGGACUGUGGAAUCAUGUCUCAGGGUGGGAAUAUUUUGCCAGACGACAAAGUUUUUGCGGACUUUAGAAAACAGUGCUGGGCUAUGGACAACUGGCACAGCAAAUAUAAUAAGAAUGGAAUGGAAGUUUGGGUUGAGAGUCCGCCCGUCGCAUCUUCAAAUGGAAGCAAGAAUAAGCCUCAAAAAGUUCACAAAAUUAAGUGCAGAAUGACAAUAACAGACGUCUCGGCAGAGACCAUGUUCGACGUCCUUCACGACAGUCAGUAUCGCAAGAAGUGGGACCCCACUAUGGUGGAAAGCUAUGAUAUCGCACGGUUAUCCACUAACGCCGAUGUCGGCUAUUACUCCUGGCUUUGUCCCAAGCCACUGAAGAACAGGGAUGUGGUGACUCUGCGCUCCUGGCAGGUGAAUGACGUGGAGUAUAUCAUUGUGAACUUCUCCGUCAAACACCCGAAAUACCCUCCACAGAAAGACAUGGUGAGAGCAGUCUCUGUUCUUACUGGUUACCUGAUUGUGUCAACUGGACCAAACAGCUGCUUGUUCACAUACCUUUCACAAGCUGACCCCAAAGGCUCCCUCCCCAAGUGGGUAGUGAACAAAGCCUCUCAAGUUUUGGCUCCUAAAGUCCUGAGAUGUGUGCAUAAGGCGGGACAGAACUACCCAGAAUGGAAAGCACAGAACUCCCCUGAUCUCAAGCCCUGGCUUCACCCUGAACAGAGUGUCCUGCCCAUGAUGGACCCCUCAGAGUUGUCCAUUCAGCGGGCAGACUCGCUGGAGAAUAUAGACGAGAGCUCCUCAAGAGAGGCAUUGGAGACUGAGGCUGAUGACAGCAGCUAAAUGUACGUGUCUUUAUGGGGACUUCAGAGGACUGGGUGGACUACAAAUGGAUGGGGAACUGAAGUUUUGAUUUUCCUCCAUGUUUUAUGUACUCACUUGAAGACCACAGCCAGACUCCAUUUACUGCUGUGAGUUCUCACCUCUGCACACUUACAGUACAAUGCCCAUCCCUGCUGACAAAGAAUGUUCACAGCAUCUUAGGCCAGGUGCUAAUACAGAAGCUGUUAUUCAGGUUUACCUGCUUCCUCUGAAGUAUGUUUCUUUUGUAUUUAUGUCACAACAGAUAUGGAAUAACUUGUGUUUCUUUCAUGUUGUGAUUCUGCCGUAGAAUCUGGCAGUAUGAUUGCAUCGAGAGUUCCCAUCUCUGUGCAGUGUCGAUGUGGUCAUACUGAAGUUGAUGAAACCCUCUAUUUAUAUAUUCUGUAUUUUCUUUUUACAGUAAAUGAAGGUUUUAAUGAUGCCUUUAGUGGCCAUGUGGUAUUGGAGUGGUAACAAAUGUAAUAUACCCUUCAGGGUAAUUUUUUUAAAUGGAAGGAUCUACUUUAAAUGGACUGUACAACACAACUUUUGAAGCCUUGAUUCUUUUUUUCCCUUAGGGUUUAUAACACAUCAGAUGUAAUGGUACUUUCAGUAUGAUUACAUGAAGUUUAAGAUGUAGUUCUGUAUUCAUGUAUCUCAUUUAUAAACAUUUUAUAAAAGGCUGA
Molecule: messenger RNA, 1948 nt
Organism: Sardina pilchardus (European sardine)
Lineage: Eukaryota; Metazoa; Chordata; Actinopteri; Clupeiformes; Clupeidae
Gene: stard14
Product: START domain containing 14
Exons: 6
Coding region: 423-1244 (273 amino acids)
Molecular function (GO): lipid binding
Source: RefSeq, a predicted model, not a curated record